Molecule: messenger RNA, 1277 nt
Organism: Danio aesculapii
Lineage: Eukaryota; Metazoa; Chordata; Actinopteri; Cypriniformes; Danionidae
Gene: timm23a
Product: translocase of inner mitochondrial membrane 23 homolog a (yeast)
Biological process (GO): protein import into mitochondrial matrix
Cellular component (GO): mitochondrial inner membrane; TIM23 mitochondrial import inner membrane translocase complex
Molecular function (GO): transmembrane protein transporter activity
Source: RefSeq, a predicted model, not a curated record
CAGUGUCCUUUCGCUUUGCGGCAGGGUAGCAUGUGGAGGUCAGAGAUGUAGAAACGCUUCGUCAGAGACUGAAAACUUUAAUAAACAUCAGCGUUUGAUAAGUCGACAUAGUGUCAUCUAUGCGGAUUUACAUCAGACGAUAGAGCACACAAGGCUGCCAGUAAAGAGAUCUGGUGUGGAUAGUCUCCAUCAGUUUGACGCGGGUCAGUAAGGAAGAAGUCUGAUCAUCGAAGCCGUUUUUACUGUAUAAUCUCCGAAAACAUGGAUAACAACACACCGCCACCGGGAGGAUUUAAAGGACUCGGGGGCAUUUUUGGUGGAGGAACCCCUGAGUUCAACACUGAGCUUUCCGGAGUACCACUGACUGGAAUGAGUCCUCUUUCCCCAUACCUCAACGUUGACCCUCGUUACCUCAUACAGGACACAGAUGAGUUCAUCUUGCCAACUGGGGCAAAUAAAACUCGUGGUCGCUUUGAGCUGGCCUUCUUCACCAUUGGUGGAUGCUGUAUAACAGGAGCUGCUUUCGGGACACUUAAUGGUCUUCGUAUGGGUCUGUCAGAAACUAGAGACAUGCCAUGGUCAAAACCCAGAAAUGUACAGAUUUUGAACAUGGUCACACGACAAGGGGCAUCGUGGGCCAACACACUAGGAUCAGUAGCUCUUUUGUAUAGCGUCUUUGGUGUGGCCAUUGAGAAGGCCAGGGGUGCAGAGGAUGACCUCAACACAGUGGCAGCUGGAACAUUAACCGGGAUGGUAUUUAAAUCCACUGGUGGAUUCAAAGGAGUUGCCAGAGGAGGUCUCAUUGGUUUAGCCAUGUCAGGGUUGUAUGCUCUGUACAACAACUGGGAUCACCUAAAGGGGAAAUCUCCUUCACAUUACUGAGGAUGACUGAGAGCUCAAACCAUGGACUUAUUUUGACUCUGAGCCAAUUCUUAGUAUUUUUUGCCCCCUUUUGUAUUCAUCCAUUUCGACAAGAUACAAAUGGACCACCACGAGUGCACAGAUUCUUCAAAGUUAGGUUAAGUAUAAUAUUUAAAUGGAAAUACCAAACUGCCUCCAAGUAUGUGGACUAUGUUGCAAUGAGUUAGCUGGUAACAUCGUGUUCGUUGAUGUAUGUUUUUGUUGAUGUUAAGUUGCUGAUGUUAAGGAACUCUAUGCUUUGAUUUUGAGGUUUUAUCUGUUGUCAUUGUGGAUUUAUGCAUUUUGUCAGUGCUGAUUAAACUGGGCUCUUCCUCUUUGGAAUGGUCUGUAAUAAAAUGCAAGUUCCUGCUGUUUAA